AUUUAUUUUGCUCAUUUGUUCUUGUCUCCAGACUCUACCAACAGAAAUCAAUGUAUUACAUAAAAUGAUCAUGCUACAUUACAAAUAGAUUUCUCCCUAUCAGUAGAUUCUCAGUCUAACAUGGAUAGUACCUUCAAAAAACAGAUCCAUCGCUAAAUAAUAUAAGAUCCUUCCUGCUGUCCAAAUUAGUAUGCAAAUGACAAAGAUUCUUUUUGUGAAAUUAUUUGAACAAUCAUAACUGUUGGCAGAAAGGAUCUUGUAAUUUUAGAUUCAUUUUUAUAAUUUAUGUAAGCCAUGAAGAUGCCAUUGGAUUUUACUACAGACUGUGAUUGAAACUUGGUAAUCCAGGGUUUCUCCACCCAGUGCAUUAAAUCAGGCAGCCCCAAAGGGUCUUGGUAGUCCAGUGUUUAUAACAUCCUUCUUUACCUGCUAAUCGACCUCACUUCCUGGAUUUCAGUCCGUCUAGUUAUCAGCUAACAAAAGAACAGCUUUUGGUUCCUGCAGACGCUGGUGAAAAAAUAAUCACAAGAAAGAAAUCCACCUUAUGUCGUCUUUUUUGUCUGCAAAAAUAAACCCAGCCAUCAUACAGCUAACAGGUACAGAGGAAAGAUACAAGCUCUUUCAUAGGAAGAAACUACAGAGAAAAUGAGCAUCAUUUCUCAAGGUUUUUAUUUUCUCUGAUCUACAAGUGAUGCUGCUGUAAUUCUAGCUGCAGUUUUUACUGAUCAUUCACCACUCAGCAGCUGGUAGAGAAGUAAGACUGCUUGGCAACCACCUGCAGGGCUGCAGAGAUGAAUUACAUUUUCGGAAACAACACACUUCUGUACUCUCGCGCCAGCCGAGGAGGCAAUACUAGCUCUAGCCAUGGCUCAGUAGGCCCAAAGCAGAAACACUGGGCAAAAAAGGGCUCUUCAGAUGAACUGCAGGCUGAGCCAGAACCUUCACGCUGGCAGCAGAUAGUUGCAUUUUUCACUCGAAGACACAGCUUUAUUGACUGCAUCUCGGUAGCUACCAGCUCCACCCAGCCAACAGAAGCUGUUCCUCCCUCUUCUCCCACUGUCCCUGUGAUCCCUGUCCUGCCAGUCCCUGCUGAGAAUACUGUCAUCCUACCCACCAUACCACAGGCAAAUCCUCCUCCGGUACUAGUUAACACAGACAGCUUGGAAACACCAACUUAUGUUAAUGGCACUGAUGCAGAUUAUGAAUAUGAAGAAAUCACACUUGAAAGGGGAAAUUCAGGGCUUGGUUUCAGCAUUGCAGGUGGUACAGACAACCCACACAUUGGAGAUGACUCAAGUAUUUUCAUUACCAAAAUUAUCACAGGGGGAGCAGCUGCCCAAGAUGGAAGAUUGCGGGUUAAUGACUGUAUAUUGCGAGUAAAUGAAGCAGAUGUUCGUGAUGUAACACAUAGCAAAGCAGUUGAAGCAUUGAAAGAAGCAGGGUCUAUUGUACGCUUGUAUGUAAAAAGACGGAAACCAGUAUCAGAAAAAAUAAUGGAAAUAAAGCUCAUUAAAGGUCCUAAAGGUCUUGGGUUCAGCAUUGCUGGAGGUGUUGGAAAUCAGCAUAUUCCUGGAGAUAAUAGCAUCUAUGUAACCAAAAUAAUUGAAGGGGGUGCAGCACAUAAGGAUGGUAAACUUCAGAUUGGAGAUAAACUUCUAGCAGUGAAUAGCGUAUGCUUAGAAGAAGUUACUCAUGAAGAAGCAGUAACUGCCUUAAAGAACACAUCUGAUUUUGUUUUUUUGAAAGUGGCAAAACCAACAAGUAUGUAUAUAAACGAUGGCUAUGCACCACCUGAUAUCACCAACUCUUCUGCUCAGCCUGUUGAUAAUCAUGUUAGCCCAUCUUCCUACUUGGGCCAGACACCAGCAUCACCAGCCAGAUACUCACCAGUUUCUAAAGCAAUGCUUGGAGAUGAUGAAAUUACUAGGGAACCUAGAAAAGUUGUUCUUCAUCGUGGCUCAACAGGCCUUGGUUUCAACAUUGUAGGAGGUGAAGAUGGAGAAGGAAUAUUUAUUUCUUUCAUAUUGGCUGGAGGACCUGCUGAUCUAAGUGGAGAGCUCAGAAAAGGAGAUCGUAUUAUAUCGGUAAACAGUGUUGAUCUCAGAGCUGCCAGUCAUGAGCAGGCAGCAGCCGCAUUGAAAAAUGCUGGCCAAGCUGUAACAAUUGUUGCACAAUAUCGACCUGAAGAGUACAGUCGUUUUGAAGCUAAAAUACAUGACUUACGGGAGCAGAUGAUGAAUAGUAGUAUUAGUUCAGGGUCAGGUUCUCUACGAACUAGCCAGAAGCGAUCCCUCUAUGUCAGAGCCCUUUUUGAUUAUGACAAGACUAAAGACAGUGGCCUUCCCAGUCAGGGACUGAACUUCAAAUUUGGAGAUAUCCUCCAUGUUAUUAAUGCUUCUGAUGAUGAGUGGUGGCAAGCCAGACAGGUUACACCAGAUGGUGAAAGUGAUGAAGUUGGAGUGAUUCCCAGUAAACGCAGAGUUGAGAAGAAAGAAAGAGCCCGUUUAAAAACAGUAAAAUUCAAUUCUAAAACAAGAGGAGAUAAAGGGCAGUCAUUCAAUGACAAGCGUAAAAAGAACCUCUUUUCCCGAAAAUUUCCCUUCUACAAGAACAAGGACCUGAGUGAGCAGGAAACAAGUGAUGCUGACCAGCAUGUAACUUCUAAUGCCAGCGAUAGUGAAAGUAGUUACCUAAUCUUGAUUACAGAUGAGUAUGGCUGCUCUAAAGGUGGUCAAGAAGAAUAUGUGUUGUCUUAUGAACCAGUGAAUCAACAAGAAGUUAAUUAUACUCGACCAGUUAUCAUAUUGGGACCUAUGAAAGACAGAAUAAACGAUGACUUGAUAUCAGAAUUUCCUGACAAAUUUGGAUCCUGUGUUCCUCAUACAACCAGACCAAAACGAGAUUAUGAGGUAGACGGCAGAGAUUAUCAUUUUGUGACUUCAAGAGAGCAGAUGGAAAAAGAUAUCCAGGAACAUAAAUUCAUUGAAGCUGGCCAGUAUAACAACCAUCUUUAUGGAACAAGUGUUCAGUCUGUGCGAGAAGUAGCAGAAAAGGGAAAACACUGUAUACUUGAUGUGUCUGGAAAUGCUAUAAAAAGAUUACAGAUUGCACAACUUUACCCAAUAUCCAUUUUUAUUAAACCCAAAUCCAUGGACAAUAUCAUGGAAAUGAAUAAGCGUCUAACAGAAGAACAAGCCAGAAAAACAUUUGAGAGAGCCAUGAAACUGGAGCAGGAAUUUACUGAACAUUUCACAGCUAUUGUACAGGGAGAUACGCUGGAAGACAUUUACAACCAAGUGAAACAGAUCAUAGAAGAACAGUCUGGUCCUUACAUCUGGGUUCCAGCAAAAGAAAAAUUAUGAAGAUUCAUGUUUCCCUAUUUCUCUUUUCCACAAUCUCAUAUUCUUUGACAUUUCUUAGCCCUUUCCUUCUGGAGUCUGUCUUCAGUUCUCCUUUCAUGUUUAAUCAUAUCCCACUCAUCAUGGUCUGCAGUCAUGCUUAUUUUUGACAUCUGAUGUCUCCUUCACAUUGCAACGUCUGUAUUAUUCCAUGUCACUAUCGGUUUGUAGCCAUUUUUCCAAAUUAAAAAUGGAUGGCUGACCAGCUAUUAAGGGUUUGGGGAGAUGCAGAAAGUGUGGUAAAAUUCCUUAAUGUUUAAGGGAAAGAAACUUUAAGACAUUUGCAGAAAAGCUUUAUAUACAUUCUUUUCAAAUUUCAAUACAAAUGAAAGAAAAGUGGUUUUAAUCAAUGAUUUAGUAGACUUUGAGCAACUGUGCACGCUUAACUUUAGUAGCAUGGUUUGGCCAAUGUGAUUACCUCUCAAGUCCUUUUCUCAAUUGACUUCUAUUAUCAAAGUAAUUACUUCAUUAUAGAUAAAUAAGAAAAAUGUUUUUUUUUAUUUUAAAAUUAAUGUCCGAAUUGACUUUCAUAAUUUCACAAGGGAUAUUCAUUUUACAUAAGAGUCUUUUAAGUCUUUUAUUGUUUGAGGUUUUCUUUUUUCCCCAGUACCUUUGCUAGGAAUAACAAUGUUCAAAUGUUUUUAAUCUACUUGUGCAAACACUGUUUAGUUUCUUACAAAAAAUUGUUCAUACAUAAUGAUCAUCACAUUUUCUGAAUUAAGGCCAUGUUUAGGUGCUAGGGGAGCUCACCUUUUACAGUACAGAAGGUUGAGAAAAUGUCAUAGAUGUAAAUGCAGACAAGACAUUACAGUGGAGAUGUAGUAAUUAUUAUGGGCAAUGGAAAAGGAGUCCAAUUCGUAGUCUAAAAACUUUAAAUGUAUUCUUAGGGGUCAGAUUUUAAUGAAUAUUUUACCCACAAUAACUGCCUAUUUUGUUAUAAUAAAGUAUAUAUAUAAAUAUAUAUAAAACUUUCUUUAACUAAACUGUAACUAUGGGAAUUAUUUUCUUUACAUAGUUGCACACACACAAACAUAUAUAUAUAUUUAAAAUAUAUUUUUCUUUUGCCACCUACUCCUAACUUUUUGUUUGGUUUUUAAAUUAAAUAUAAAUUGAUCAAACUUAUCUUUCUUAAUCAUGUGAACUGAAAACAGGAGUACAGUGGUUGUGAGGAGAAGCCUCUAGGGAAAUUAGAUUGCAAGUAAAAGUAUGAGCAUGUUCUCCUCUUCUAUAGAACUUUUCAAAAGGUUCCCGGGGGGAAAGGGGGUGUUUGUUUUUGUUUUUGUUUUGUCAUUUUUCUUGUCAUUGGGUUUGAUUUUGGUCCUCUGCCUUUCCUCCAAGUUCUCCUCCUUUUAUGAUAAGAAAACAGGCAAAAACCCUAUUUAUGUGUGAGUUUUCCCCUCAGACACCUUUCAUCCUAUGUAGCUGCUCUGUACUAGAGUUGCCCAGAUCAUCAUGGUGAGCAAUUUUAAAGAUAUUUUAGUGAAAGGUAGAAAUUACUUCAGAAAUCAGUUUCUCUGGUCCUUUUUAUUAAUAAUAUCAUUUGGCUUCCCAUUGCUCUUUGGAGUUGUUUAUUAAAAUAUGUGGUUUUUGACAACCUCCUCAUUAAAAUUUCUUAAAUGAGUACUGGUUUGUAAAGAAUUAGCAACAUUAUCCAUUCCAUUUAUGAGAAAGAGGAGAACAGCUAAUAAACUUUAUUGUAAAA
Marmota monax (woodchuck) is the source of this 5100-nucleotide messenger RNA. RefSeq names its product discs large MAGUK scaffold protein 1 (gene Dlg1). Gene Ontology annotation, cellular component: neuromuscular junction; neuron projection; postsynaptic density membrane. Gene Ontology annotation, molecular function: kinase binding. Gene Ontology annotation, biological process: chemical synaptic transmission; neurotransmitter receptor localization to postsynaptic specialization membrane. Lineage: Eukaryota; Metazoa; Chordata; Mammalia; Rodentia; Sciuridae. The transcript has 23 exons. The record is from RefSeq and is a predicted model, not a curated record. The coding region runs from base 792 to 3362 and encodes 856 amino acids.